Messenger RNA from Neopelma chrysocephalum (saffron-crested tyrant-manakin), 1329 nucleotides. RefSeq names its product cell surface glycoprotein CD200 receptor 1-B-like. The record is from RefSeq and is a predicted model, not a curated record. Gene Ontology annotation, cellular component: external side of plasma membrane. Lineage: Eukaryota; Metazoa; Chordata; Aves; Passeriformes; Pipridae. Gene Ontology annotation, biological process: regulation of neuroinflammatory response. The transcript has 4 exons. Gene Ontology annotation, molecular function: signaling receptor activity. The coding region runs from base 161 to 1018 and encodes 285 amino acids.
UUUCCAAAACCUUCCUUCUCCCCCCUAUAAAUAGGGGGAGCCAUUUUGAAUAAACUCAGACCUACAGUCCUUCUCGAACCGUGUUGUGUCAUCCAUUUCAAACUGUGUCACAGGAGGGAAGGAAGAACAGAGACUUGGGCUGCAGGAUCACUGGCAAGGCAUGGUGGGGAGCUCACAGCAAGCUGGAUGGGGCAAGAAACCCCCAUCACCUACAAAAGCAAGAGCAACAUUUUUGCAAGUUGUCCACAAGACCAUUUACACCAUUGUCCUUCUCACCAUCACUGCGGUCAGAGGCGCUACAGGGAACAACGAAGUGUCAGUGACUGUAGGUGACAGCUCAGUGCUCGCCUGCCCUCUCAAACCAAAUAUAAAUAUGCUAGCAUGGAAAAUAAGUCCCAAGAUUGGAGGCCCCUGCAACUUGUACUACAGGGCUGAUACAAACACAACAGACAGAACAAACUGCAGUGACAGCAUGAACUGGAAAUUCAGACCAGAUCUGGGUCCUGCCCUUGAGAUACAGCAAGUGGGGAUAGCCCAGGAGGGAAAUUACAUCUGUGAAGUUUUAACACCAGAAGGGAAUUUCCACAGGACAUACCACCUGACCGUGUUGGUGCCCCCAAGGCUGAGCCUCUUCUGUGAUGAGCACGGAAAGCCCGUGUGCAAGGCAGCGGCAGGGAAGCCGCCUGCUCAGGUCUCGUGGCUCCUAGAGAGCAACUACUCCCUUGAGGAAGAAAGCCACAACAACGGGACAGUGACUGUUCUCAGCAGGUUGACAGCAUGUAACACCAACGUGACUGACACAACCUGCAUGGUGUUCCACUCAGCUGGGAGCUGGAGUGAGUCCAUAGACUGUUGUCCCUCAGAGGUUGGAAGCUUUCUUCACUGUGUCAUCAGCCUUAUGAGCCUCCUGGGCCUCCUCUUCCUGCAGGCUGUUUUUCAUCUCUACACCUUCUGUGCUAGCAGGUACAUAUGGAGCAUGGCAAUCUCUGGUCAUGCUCAUGUGAGAUCACAGACAUAAAGCCUUAUAGUAUUUUGUUUCUCUAUCAAAUAAAGGGGGGAAAUUCUGUUUUUACAUUCCUAGAAACCAAAAGUGCAUUUCCACAACAGCUUCUUCCUCCCACUUAAGAGUAUUGUCUUGUUUCCUAGGACAAUGAGAAUCUAGUACCAAGCACAGCAGCUUCCAUGUGCAGAAGUGUCUCAGCACUUAGCAGAGAUGAAAGGAAGUCCCAAUAUUGCUCAGCAACGUGACAUGCAGCAAGAACUCACCGGUACCAAAUUGUUCAGGAGAAGGAAGCAAACAUCUACAAUGCAGCCAUAUGUGACUGUGCA